Mya arenaria is the source of this 1830-nucleotide messenger RNA. Its product is annotated as transcriptional regulator ATRX homolog. The transcript has a single exon. The record is from RefSeq and is a predicted model, not a curated record. NCBI's taxonomy places the organism in Eukaryota, Metazoa, Mollusca, Bivalvia, Myida, Myidae. The coding region runs from base 111 to 1361 and encodes 416 amino acids.
AAGGUUCAGCCCUUCCUCCAGGUUUUUUUUUAUCAUGCAGAUUUUCUAUCCAGCAUAUCACGAUCCGCUAGGCUGAAAAAAUCUAGAUACGGAGACCUAUGUGGUGAUCUAUGCUGAUGUACCGUUUCAUAGCAUUUGGUUGUAUGAUGCUCAAUAACAAACAGAUUAAGCAACGCACCCCAAUAUCAAAUAUUUGGUAUUAUAUAUUUUUUGCAGAGGAUGGGGUGCAAUCAGGAUCACAGACUAUGUUUUUUGUUGCAAUUAUCCUUGGUGCCCUGGGAUUUAUAGCGUGCAUUAUCAUUGUCGUCUGCGUGAUCCAUAAAACACGCUGUCGCUGUUUAAGGCGGACAAAAAUCGCCAGUGCAAGUACUGAAUCAUCCACCGUUACUUUGUCAAUCGACGAACUCGAAUCUUGCGAUGAGAACUACUAUCAGAAGAACAUUACAAAAGAUGGAAUACCACUUGUUGUUGACACAAAAGAUACACGGCCAACGGGUGGAAAACGCAGUCUGAAGAAAAAUAUAUUGGAUAAAAAUAAUGAAAACGUUAUCACAAUAGAAGAAAGCGAAGAUGAUCGUGCUAGAAAAUGCAACAAACGGCGAGCAAAGAAGAAAUCAAAAGGUGCAAACAACGAAGCAAUUGAAGACCAAACUCAGAUAAAAGGUAAAGGACACAAGCGUUUACAGAAAGGAGUUUUAUCGGUAAAUGAUGAAGAACAAACUCCGGAGAGUGAGCGGGAUGAUAUCAAAAAUGAUGGAUCUGGAAAAAAGAAAAGUGGUGCAAAAAAGACAGCUGAUAACAAACAAAGACAAGGCAAAAGUGUUGCUGCAAAAAUGAAAGGUAAAGCGGGGAAUGUUGCACGAGAGCAAGGACAGGAAGUGGAAGGUGAUAGCGAUAGUGGGAUGGGUGAUUUAACAAUCGAAAGCAAUACAGGAAUAACAUCAGACGAGGAUGCCAGUAACCGAUCAGGUAAAGGUGGUAAGGGAGAUGUUAAAGGUUUGGUCAAAAAUGGUAAGAUAUCAAAGUUCGGGUCGUGUUUAAGUAAACAAUCACAAGGAAAUGUAAAAGACCGAAGUAGCGCGGACUCUGCUUAUUUAAGCGGAAAUGUUGUAGACAACAAUUUGACAAAUGCUGAAUAUAUUGGAAAAUCUGAAACAAAACCUGAUUUCUUAGAUCAUUCAUUCAUUGCGAGAAAGCCUAAAAUUCUUAAGCACGCUGUUGAACCAAUUCUUGAACCUCCAGCUAAAGUAGAACUGUUAUAUGAAGUGGAACCAAGACCAACGAGUAGUCGAUUGAUCUUUAAUAAGUCGAUGUUCUUGAGCAAAGCAAGUCUUCGGGUUGAUGAGGUUUUUAGAGAGUGAUGUCAUGUUCGUGAUGCCAUAUUCGAGGUGCAUUGCUCGUUGUUUAUGUUCCAUUUGUGGUGUUUAAUUUUGUUUCUGUGGAGUGUUUUUAUCUCUCUCUAUAUAUAAGCCUUUUGUUAUUUCGUUGUUUCCGAAUUAUUCAAUUGUUAAUUGUUGAACAAAUACGUUACUCGAUAUCAGUAAUGCUUUUGUGUUUUUCUCCAUAUAUGAAGGCAAUCAGAAUUUCACACUCUCAGUGCAAAUGGACAUGAUGCUUUACUAGACCCUUUGUCUUAAAUAUUUCAGUUUUCACUUUAUUGCAUUUCUAAUUCAUAAAGUAUAAUUAUGCAAGUAACGCAUGGUAUUUGUGUGCCGUUGAUACUAAAGUGUGCUGUGAUACAAUAUUUUCUGUAAUAUCUUCUGAAGACUGCCUGAAUUUGCCAUGGAUAUUUUUAGUUCUUGUUGUCGAAUAAAACAUAUUUAAAACCAU